AUGUCUUUCCUAGGAUCUUUCCGUCCCAACUCGCGCAGCAGUCAUUCAAUUCACCAUACCAGCACUCCGAAGCCCUUUACUUCCCACACGCAACGAUCUAACGCGACGCUCGACUCACGAGGCCCUCCCAGCUCUGCCCGAGGCAUGGCAGGGGUCAUGGACAUUGAGAGGACGAGGACGCGGAGAGAGAGGACAUUUGUCGGCAGCGAGUGCGCAGUCUGUGAGGAGGACCUGUCCUACACGCUUCGCGGAGAACGCGUUCUGCAGCUCUCGUGCUCACAUGUGGCUCACGAGGCCUGCUUCUACGAGUAUAUUCGCGAGUUCGAAUCGCAACAUUGCCCGACAUGCAAUGCCACUCUGGGGCUGGACACAAGCAGAGGGGGGAACUUUGACCUCGAGAAGCUGUCCACCAUUGUGCGCUCGGUGCAGAGCGAGUCGUCCCCCCAGCCCGACACCCAUCGGAGUGCUUCGAAUACGCCCACUCCCUGGGACAGCCAGACAAUCCAAUCUGACACGCAGAAUGGCACGCAAAGCCACGGCCGCUCUCGCAACGGGAGUGACGCCUCAGGCCGGUACCUGCACUCGACCCAGACGCGCCAGCGCGACAGCAGCCACAGUCGAGACCGCGGCUCAGAUAGAGGCGGCUCCAUAUCACGGCAGCAUGGGCGCAGCGAUUCAGGCGCAACCGGUCUCGCCUCUUCGAAUGAUUACGCCGCGACCCACGAGGGUAGGCGGCACGACUACGACGUACAGUCCAUGGAGACCAGUCUUAGCAGCCCGCGAGGCCUCUUGAAGAGCCCAAUCCCCGCCCCAACCGUGACCGUUCGAAGCGAGUUUCCCACCCUCAGUAGAUCGCGACAGCAGCAGAGCCUCACCUGUUUGGUCACAGUCGAAGUGGUGGAAGGAAAAUGGCGCGCCGACCCCAGCGACAUGCGCGGCCCACCGCCUCUUCCCUCGAUUGCCAGCGCCCCGGAGAGCUUUGGACGCGAGAAGUCGCCGCCAAACAGCAGGCAAUUCGAGCCGCAGUACGAACCGACAGAGGUCUUGGACGAGAUGACCGAGGAUUUGCACGCCCGUGUGGACAACUGGCACGGCCUGGACUUUUCACGCUUUGGCAAGCUACGACUGCACGGCCACAUCCGUGUCGGCAAGGACCGACAGUCGUGGCAGGAGCUUGAGUGCUACCUCUUCUCCGAGAUGCUCAUUUGUGUGAAAGAGAAGAAGACGGCACCGCAGCCACAGUGGGACGGCUCAGAACUGUCCGUCCAGAAGAAGAACAAGUGCACGCUGAAGGGCUCUAUCCUCAUCAAGAAGCACCUCAACCAGGUCGAGCACUCGCAAGACGAUAUGAUACUAACCCUGAGUCUCUCGGUGGCAGAGCUACCUUCAUUCCACUUGCAGUUUCAGAACAGAAGCCAGCUGGAGCUAUGGCGACGAGCCCUUAUGGACAUUCGUCUGGAUUUCCCCACCAGCAACAGGAUGCCAGACUACGAGCUGGACAACUCUGGAAACGAGGAGGACGACUAUCGUAGGCCAAAGCGGGUAUCAUCAGUAAACUCUUCCUACGGCGCAGCCAGGUCGACCAUGACCGCACCCACCGAAUACACCAGUUCCCGCGCCGGCAUACCAGAGCCCCGCCUAUCUGCCUCAAUACACGUACCUAUCGAUGUGGUGGUUGUCAUCCCGGUCUCUUCAUCCAUGCAGGGCCUAAAGAUCAACCUACUACGCGACACGCUCCGAUUCCUGGUGUACAGCCUCGGUGAGCGUGAUCGCAUGGGCUUGGUUACCUUUGGCUCCAGCGGUGGAGGAGUACCCAUUGUUGGCAUGACAAGCAAAGCCUGGAGAGACUGGCCGAAAGUACUCGAUUCGAUACGGCCCGUGGGACAGAAGAGCCUGCGUGCUGACGUAGUCGACGGUGCUAAUGUGGCCAUGGACCUACUCAUGCAGCGCAAGUCGAGCAACCCACUUUCGAGCAUCCUCCUCAUUAGCGAUUCUUCCACCUCGGAUACCGAGAGUGUAGACUUCGUGAUAUCGCGCGCUGAGGCAGCUAAGGUUUCCAUUCAUUCGUUUGGUCUUGGACUGACGCACAAACCCGACACCAUGAUUGAGCUAUCCACACGUACCAAGGCAUCCUACACCUACGUCAAGGACUGGAUGAUGCUUCGAGAGUGUGUAGCGGGAUGUCUUGGCUCUCUUCAGAAUACUUCGCAUCAGAAUGUCAAGCUGAAACUGCGGCUGCCUGAGGGCUCUCCGGCCAAGUUUGUCAAGAUCAGCGGCGCGUUGCAAAUCACGAAACGAGCAGCGGGGCGGGAUGCCGAAGCAGCAUUGGGCGACUUGCGCUUCGGCGACAAAAGAGAUAUCCUUGUGCAACUAGCCAUCUCUCCUGAUUCCGGCUCGCCGGAGCAGCUUCCGCAAGACCCGUGGGAAACUAUUGUCUCCGGUCUGGAGGCUUUGGGCGGACCGCUCGACCAAGAUGAUUCGCGCACUCUCAGCGUUGAGGAGGUGCCUCUGAUCCAAGCAGACCUCACAUACGGCGACAUUCUCCGGGAAGGCACGCUCUCGCAUCUCCCAAGGCCAUCAUUACUUGCCAUCACAUUACUACCGUCUGGAUCCAAGAAGAAUCCUAAUGGGCGACCUCCGACACCUCCCAUCCCACCCCACCCUCAUGUCGUGCAGCGUCGUAUGGAGUUGCUCACCUCAGACAUGCUGACCCGCGCAUUGACGCUUGUGUCGCGCGGCCAACACGAACGAGCACACCACCUACUCAAGGAGACGCGUACUAUUCUCAAAGGCCUAGGAAAGGGUGGUCUGCCACCUCUUCCACCUCCCGGUCACCGACGCAAUGACGCGUCCAGCGCCACAGGCAGCACAGGCGACUCAUCGCCCACCACCAACAGUAACAGCGGGGAUAUGCGCCCACGCACGCCCUCACCACACGCAGACAGCCCCUUUACGCCUGCAGCAGGCAUCGAUGCAAGAACCAUGCGCGCACUGGACGCCGAACUGGAGUCUAGCCUCGAGUGGAUAAAUCACCCUGCAGUCUUCGGUCGGGAUUCGCGCAAGGCGGUGCUGCAGGCGAUCGGCGUCAUCUCUUCACAACGCGCAUAUACUUUUAGAACACCUGCCGAGUCACUCUGGGCAGAGCGCAUCGCGGGCGUCAAACGCCUGUCAGAACGCUCGCGGGAGUGGCGUGAAUCCGGCGACCAAGAGGCUCUCAUGGAGGAGAACUAG
Messenger RNA from Cucurbitaria berberidis CBS 394.84, 3231 nucleotides. Its product is annotated as von Willebrand and RING finger domain-containing protein. Lineage: Eukaryota; Fungi; Ascomycota; Dothideomycetes; Pleosporales; Cucurbitariaceae. The transcript has 4 exons. The record is from RefSeq and is a predicted model, not a curated record. Bases 1 to 3231 code for a protein of 1076 amino acids.